Gopherus flavomarginatus (Mexican gopher tortoise) is the source of this 570-nucleotide messenger RNA. RefSeq names its product snaclec alboaggregin-A subunit alpha-like. The coding region runs from base 1 to 570 and encodes 189 amino acids. The transcript is spliced from 6 exons. Lineage: Eukaryota; Metazoa; Chordata; Testudines; Testudinidae. The record is from RefSeq and is a predicted model, not a curated record.
AUGAACCCGGCGGCGGCCUCCUCCAACGUCCACUCCUGCCCGUGCACCCAAGGGUGCUGCCCCGCCGGCUGGUACCAGUACCGUGACUCCUGCUACCACCCAGUGACAGCCACCAAAGAGUGGUGGAAAGCCGAGGGCGAGCCUCGCAGGGACACCCGGCCGGCGCAGCCACACUCGGGUCCGUUAGAAAGUCCUCGGCCGGCCCGGAGAACAGAAAGUCACAGCCUGGCUCGGACGGACUGCAGGGACCUGGCAGAGGGCGCCCACCUGGCAUCCGUGCACAGCGCCGAGGAGAACGACUUCAUCUAUCAGCUCAUGGGUACUCCCCACAACUACGAGAAAAAGGAAGCCUAUUGGCUCGGGGGCCGCCGCGACUCCCAGGGCGAGGGCUCCUGGCGCUGGACGGACGGCUCGGCCUGGCACUAUCACAACUUCAGGGACAGCAAGCCGGACAGGACCACCGCGGAGGAGUUCGUGGCCACCUGGAAGUUUGAUCAAGAUGCAAUCACUUGGAAUAACUACGAAGCCUCCUGGCAGUUCAUGUCCGUCUGCAAGCGCUCGCUGGACUGA